Messenger RNA from Triticum aestivum (bread wheat), 3201 nucleotides. Its product is annotated as protein FATTY ACID EXPORT 1, chloroplastic. Gene Ontology annotation, molecular function: fatty acid transmembrane transporter activity. Lineage: Eukaryota; Viridiplantae; Streptophyta; Magnoliopsida; Poales; Poaceae. The transcript has 8 exons. The record is from RefSeq and is a predicted model, not a curated record. Bases 2508 to 3074 code for a protein of 188 amino acids. Gene Ontology annotation, biological process: fatty acid transport. Gene Ontology annotation, cellular component: chloroplast inner membrane.
CAUUGUCUCUCUCUUCACUAGAGGUAGUAGUAGUAGAGCCGUACGUAGCUGCUGGUGCAGAGCAGGCGUUAGAAAUCCUGCUGCUGUGUCGAGAGAAUCAGGAGAAGGCAAGCAUGCGUUCCAUCUAGCUUCUCUAAGAUGUCCUGCUCCUUCUCUUUCUUUACUCAUGCCAUGCCGCUGUUGCUAGUACUUCUCUAUAUGCUAGUCUGUAGCACUAUUCUUGUUGUUAAUUCUUUCACAUCAGCUAGUGCGUACGCAUGGUGGUUUGGUUCUGCAUGCUAGUUGUGAAAGAUGCAUGCGUCCCGCUCCCUCUGUUCGAAAUUACUUAUCACAAAAAUGGAUUAAAAUGGAUAUAUAUAUAACUAAAAUACAUCUAGGUACAUUCAUUUCUUAGACGAGUAAUUUCGAACGGAAGGAGUAUCUCCGAAGAACUCCUCUAGAUUAUUUUGUCUUUUCUCACUUUCUAUCUUGUACCACAUGCCUUGUUCUGACUAAGUACGCCUCACUUUUACUUGUUGGACCGUACACUCGUUAUGCUAAGAAUAGCACAUGCAAGACUAGCUAAUCUUGUGCAGAAGCUAGAGAUGAUAUAUUGGUGAUCUUUUGAGAUAAUAUUUCCUAUUCUAAUGCUCCAGUCCUAAUGAAAAAUUUAACACUAAGGCAUCACGACUGCAAAAACAUUGUACCGGUCACAGUACAGGUAUGGGACUAUCGAGGUUCUCCGCCAAGAACGACACUCGUUCGGAAGCGUGUCGAUGAUGGAUCCGUAGGAGCGAUCGACACAAGUAAGGCCGGGUAGUCGGGUCUUAGCGGGUAAAAGAAUCUUGCUCAACUAGAGCCUGUGUGGUUUCAGUUAAGACUGUUGACGUCGGAGUACGCCUUUUAAGAGAAAGCGUGAAAUUUCAUCCCUGUGACUCCCGGGUCGGAAAGCUUGCGGUCAUGUGUGAUGCCAAAAUUAUUAUUUUCUAAGCACAUCUUUAUUUUCGUUACCAUUCUUGUUUCUUUUCUUUUCUUACGGCUAAUCCAUAUACUUGCUUCCGGUGUCACAUAUUUCCCCUGCUACAUGUGUGCUUGAUGAGUAUGUCAUCAUACUCACUGGCGGUUAGUGCGCGGCGGCACGCCGCGCCACAAGGAGUGAUAAGCUAUUUAGUUUUUAAUAUUUUGUAAGUGGUCUCAAAAUUUUAUUAAUGGCAAAAUAGUUCAUACAAGGCCCUGUUGAUUUGCUUGAGGUUUGUUGUUUUUGUGAAGUUUUUGAGAAUUUGUUGUAUGUUCAACAUGUGUAUAUCUUUGUAGUGGCGAAGAGAAUAAUUGCGCACUACCCAGCUUAUGUUGCUCCCAUCGUGAUCACUGAAUUAACACAUGAGUUGGAAGUUAGCAAAACUUUAAGCACACUAACUUGUCAUAGAUGUUUCAGAAAACUAAAUCUGCACAUGAUGUUGAAUGGAAAAAAUUAUUGGAGUUGGUAGAAUUGCACCCGCUGUUAUCAUCCACACGACCUUGCAUAUUCCAGCCAACAUAGAAUAUAUUGUCAAUAUUAUGCAAAAAAACACAACUGAGUGAUUAACUGAGAAUAAAGUACACGUACAACAUAUUCUAUCCGAAUUGUAAAAUACUUCUAUUAGUAUCUAGAGAAUUUCUUGCAUUUAUCCAUCUUGUUAGUACUACGUAUUUUGGACAUUGGUGCUGUCAUGCCAAGACCUCCAUAAAUGUAACAACAUAUUGGUUGACAAAGGUGUAUCUUCAUAACACCAUACUCUGCCAGCCCAUAUCAGUAGUAGCAUUAUAAUCUCAGCCUUGAGAUUCUAUUUCUGAAGAUAUAGAAUGUCACAGCUACACAAAUAAUUUCAGCACCAAUUGUGUUUUACCUUCAGUUCUACUACUAUCUAGAAAAACAAAACAAAAACAAAGAGAAAAAAUAAAUUAGGAGCGGCAAGUCACCAACACCACCUGUCCACCAACCGACCCCCUUGUGCGCACCACCUGUCCACCCCCCUGCUGCGCACUGCCUCCUCUGCUUUCGCUGUUGCGUUGCCUCAUGCCUGGUUGCGCUAAGCUAAACAUCACACCGCGAAAGACCACCACCACCUUCCGCCGGCCGCCGGCCACCUCCGGCCUGCCUACGCGAGCUCCUCCAGAUAGCGACAACCCCCUCACCUGGACGCGGGAACACUGCCGUGGAGGAGGAGGAGGAGAUGGAGUUCCUGUACGAUUGUGGCGCCACUGCCGUCGUCGCGGAUGUGGCAGCCGCGCUCGCGAGCACCGGCGGUAUCCAGGCGUCCUCUCCCUCUGUCGUCGCCUCCGAGAGAGGUACCAGAACGGCGAGCUGAAGAGGGCUCUUUCCGAGGCUGAAGCCUACGCCUUCAAGCUUUCUGGAAGAUGGCAUUAGGCAGUGUUCUUUCCGAUGGAGACAACUUCUGAUGCUACCUAGAUUGGCCAAUCUACUUUUUUUAUCAGCGACGCUACUAUCUAUUUCAUGAGGAUGCACUUGGCAGAUCUGUAAGAUCGCAAUGUUCAGCCUGGCUUCUAUGUUUGAUCUGUCAUUGACUACAAUGUGCAUGAAGUCAAAAUGUACUAGCACUCCCAUUGAUCAUGCCACUGCUCCUGAGCAUACAGAAGAUGAAGUUCCCGAGCCAACCUCUGUGGUGACUGGUGAAGAGAUAAAUAUAGACCAGGAAGUUGCUCCGCCACAUAAGAGUGCCAUAAUACAUGAUUUCUGCUUAGGGAUCCCUUUUGGUGGAUUAUUAUUUUCCAUGGGCCUUGUUGGAUUUCUAUUUUGGAGGAGUCCUGUAAGUCUUACUUUUGGCGUUGCACCUGGUCUUGCUAUAUUGGGACUUGCCGUGCUUAGUCUUAAGGGUUGGAGGAGUGGAAAGUCCAGCUUGCCAUUUAUACUGGCACAAGCAGCUGUUGCUGCUGCUGUAGCAUGGAAGCACUGCCAGGCGUAUGCCACAACAAAGAAGCUGCUUCCCUGGGGCUUUUAUACUGCGCUCAGUGCCUUGAUGAUCUGCUUCUACUCGUACGUGUUGCUUGCCGGGGGGAAUCCACCACCAAAGAAGAAGCCAGCAGCUGCUAUAUAAGUUGAGCCUUUAAGUCCUAUUGUUGUUGAAGUUGUGCUCUGGUAAAUGUUACUGAUGAUAGGGGUUGCGUUUUAUUACUUUUAAUUGUAGAACACUGAAAAAUAAUAAAGUUGUGUUCUUGCGUACA